This is a messenger RNA of Camarhynchus parvulus, 1040 nucleotides long. It is a transcript of the gene R3HDML, whose product is annotated as R3H domain containing like. NCBI's taxonomy places the organism in Eukaryota, Metazoa, Chordata, Aves, Passeriformes, Thraupidae. The record is from RefSeq and is a predicted model, not a curated record.
AUGGCCGUGCUCCACCUGCACCUGUACCUCACGGCCCUGGGCUGCUGGGUGACACAGCUGUCCAGCUCCCUCCUGCUGCCCAACGCCACCGAGCUGCUGUCCCCGCCCGCGGGCGUGGCCGCGGGGCCGCUCCGGGGCGAGGGGGUCCCGCGGGGCCGGCGGAAGAGAUUCCUGUCCCCCCAGGACAUGGGUGUCAUUCUGGACUACCACAACCAAGUGCGGGCACAGGUGUCCCCCCCCGCUGCCAAUAUGGAAUACAUGGUGUGGGAUGAGCGGCUGGCCAGGGGCGAGGCGUGGGCUGCGCGCUGCCUGUGGGACCACGGCCCCCCCGAGCUGAUGAAGUAUGUGGGACAGAACCUCUCCAUCCAAUCGGGCAGGUACCGCUCUGUCCUGGACAUGGUGAAAUCCUGGCACCAGGAGAAGCAGCACUACUCCUUCCCCCAGCCCCGGGAGUGCAACCCCCGCUGCCCCUCCAGGUGCAGUGGCUCCGUCUGCAGCCACUACACACAGAUGGUGUGGGCAACCUCGAGCCGCCUGGGCUGUGCCCUGGGCACGUGUGCCAACGUGCGGGUGUGGGGCAGCACGUGGCGUCACGCCAUCCUCCUGGUGUGCAACUAUGCCAUCAAGGGUAACUGGCUGGGAGAAGCGCCCUACAAGGUGGGGCGGCCGUGCUCAGCCUGCCCCCCCAGCUACGGCGGGGGCUGCUCCAACAACAUGUGCUUCAGCGGAGUCAAAUCCAACCAAGUCAGCUGGUUCUAGGGCUGCAGCCCCAGGAGGAGCCCUGGCAAUGGAGAUGGGGUGAACAAGAAUUAUUUAUAACACUGACCCCCGGCAGCCUGGCUGUCCAACCUGCUUCAUCCUAAUGCCACAUAGGAAAAUGCUUUUCUAACACACGUCUCCAGCAGGGCUGUCUGGCUGCUUCCCACUUUGGGGGAACUACGGACAGUGCAGGUCCCUAUUUUCUGAAAUGGGGAUGGUUUUGGGGUGCAUGCAGGGAGUGGGGCUGGCUGGCAUGGUCCCUGCUCUGCAGACUCAGGGGG